GUUCAGAUGAUCCACGCAGGAUGCAGCGGCACAGUGAUUCAUCGGCUAUCCCAGAAUUAUCUGCUCAUCUCCAUCGAGCCUUAGAUCGUGGCCCACUCCUCAUCCCCAGUGCCCUACAACAGCAGCAGCAACUAGCUCCACGGCAACUACAUCACAGAAGAAGUAGUGCAGAAACACUGGUGGCAAAAGUUCUCCAAGAUGAAGGCUUGAACCGAUGGGUAGAUCCUCAGUGUUUACAAAGAGAAAUCGCUGAAGCGACAAACAUGACACAUGAGGAAAUGAAUGUGGCCGCCAGAGAAAUCAUCAGACGUUCCAGGCACAUGGACUCUAGUUACCAUGACAACGAUAAUCUAUCAGCAGCGUCACUUACAGACGUCUCAGCUCGGCACAGACAAUCUCCCGCUGGCUAUCAGCAGCAUGAAAUGCAGGAUCGGACACACUAUUUCCCCUCAGACUCCAUAGACAAACAGGCAGUGGUAAAUGUGACAACUUUAUAG
Messenger RNA from Candidula unifasciata, 497 nucleotides. The record is from the annotation of a GenBank genome assembly. NCBI's taxonomy places the organism in Eukaryota, Metazoa, Mollusca, Gastropoda, Stylommatophora, Geomitridae.